Messenger RNA from Archocentrus centrarchus (flier cichlid), 1281 nucleotides. It is a transcript of the gene tmx2a, whose product is annotated as thioredoxin-related transmembrane protein 2a. The transcript has 8 exons. The coding region runs from base 70 to 966 and encodes 298 amino acids. Gene Ontology annotation, cellular component: membrane-bounded organelle. The record is from RefSeq and is a predicted model, not a curated record. Gene Ontology annotation, molecular function: disulfide oxidoreductase activity. Gene Ontology annotation, biological process: brain development. NCBI's taxonomy places the organism in Eukaryota, Metazoa, Chordata, Actinopteri, Cichliformes, Cichlidae.
UGAAUGACUUGACUUCAGCUGUCAUUUCUCCUCCAAUCUCCGUCGCGGUGGGUUGUCUCCUGUGCCAGCAUGGGUUUAAUCACGGGACUCUGCGUUUUUUUGUACCACUUACCUCAGAUUUACAAAUGGCUGCUGAAACCGUACUAUAUCACGUCGGUCCUCUUGACCGUCUCCUUCGUGGUGGUGCGAAAGACCCCCGGUCUCUGCGAGCACCUGGCGACCCAGCGCGAGGACGGCAACUCCUGCGACUUUGACUGGAGAGAAGUGGAGAUCCUCAUGUUUCUCAGUGCAAUAGUGAUGAUGAAGAACAGGAGAGCAAUCACACUGGACCAGCACGUGGGGAACUUGUUCAUGUUCAGCAAAGUGGCCAACACCAUCCUUUUCUUCAGGCUGGACAUUCGGCUUGGCAUCCUCUACCUUGCACUGUGCCUCGCAUUUGUCAUGACCUGUAAGCCACCUCUCUACAUGGGCCCAGAGUACAUCAAGUACUUCAGCGACAAGACCAUUGACGAGGAGCUGCAGUGUGACAGUCGUGUCACGUGGAUUGUUGAAUUCUAUGCCAACUGGUCCUCUGAUUGCCAGUCCUUUGCUCCCAUCUUUGCAAGCCUUUCUCUCAAGUACAACUGUGCUGGACUCCGAUUUGGGAAGAUAGACAUUGGUCGCUAUGAAGAGGUUUCAAAGAAGUACAGGGUUAGUACUUCUCCUCUGACUAAGCAGCUGCCCUCAGUUCUGCUUUUUCAAGGAGGGCGGGAAAUUAUGAGGCGUCCAAUGGUGGACAGCAAAGGUAGAGCUGUAUCUUGGACCUUCAAUGAGGAGAACAUCAUCAGAGAGUUUAACCUCAACGAGCUCUUCCAAAAAUCCAAGAAGCUGAACAAAAGUCGUGGUUCGAAGGGAGAAGAGCAGAACAACUCUCAGCCACAAGAGGGUGGCGAAGAGCUGCCUACAGAGAGCAAAAAAGACCAGUGAAGAAGAGGGGCAGCAUCAAGUCUCUGCUUUUCUCUUAAAUACCCAGCAAAGCUGACCUCAUGUACAUGGUCAAAUGUGUAGAUGAUGCAGAUUGGAGCAAUGAUUUGGAGGCAUUUUAUUACACUAAGUUAUUAAAGUACAAAAGUUUUUUUUUUCCUACUUUUUUCCACUUUCGUCAACAUAUCAUUGCUUCAUGUGGACUUUUGCUGCCUGUAUUUAUGAAUUGGUUUGUUUACCUUUUUGUCACAGCCAAAGUAAAAUAUGAGAACAAGAUUGUGUGUACCGAUAAAAGAUUCAAGACAAAUUCACUUUCAA